Penicillium pulvis is the source of this 594-nucleotide messenger RNA. RefSeq lists its product as uncharacterized. The record is from RefSeq and is a predicted model, not a curated record. Lineage: Eukaryota; Fungi; Ascomycota; Eurotiomycetes; Eurotiales; Aspergillaceae. Bases 1 to 594 code for a protein of 197 amino acids. The transcript has a single exon.
AUGCAGUACAAGACUCUGGCUACCCUUCUUUUCGCUACCGCGGCUAUUGCUGCCCCUGCGUCGGAGGACCCUACCGCUUCUGAUGAUAUUUAUGAGAUCCCCUCCUCCAUCGAAUCAGUCCUCGUGACUGGUAUCCCUACAACCUGGAUCAACGACUUCUAUAGCAAUUCUGAUUUCCAAAUGUCCGAAAUCAGCGCGAUGGAGAAAGGCGACUAUCCUGCUUGGGUUACCAGUCUCCCCUCUGCUGCUGAGGCAUACUUCACUUCUGAGAUCCAGGCAGAGAUCUCCGAGUACAACAGCCAGAUGUCCGCCAUGUCCGCCAUAUCCACCGGCGAUGUCCUCACGGUCUCCGGCAGCUCUUCCGGGUCCUCCACCCCCCUCGCGACGACCACUAGCGGCGCUGAAACUACAAACGGUGCUAGCUCCACAGGAUCUUCCUCGGAUACUAACUCCACUGGCUCCUCUUCCUCGGGUGCGUCUUCCUCGGGCUCCGCGACUAGUACCUCUAGCGGUGGUGCUGCCGCUGCUACUGGUGGUCUCGCCAUGAGCCUUGCCGGCGCUGCGGGCAUUCUGGGUGUUGCCCUUGCUCUGUGA